AUGCAUUCCUCCAGUUCAACUCAGUGGGUUCUUUUUACUCCCGAGCUUCUAGAAAUGAUUCUGUUGCAACUGGACCUGCGCACCUUGGUCGCCUCCGCACAACGGGUCUGCCGUGCCUGGAAUGGUCUAAUUCAAGGAUCAUCAUCUCUCCAGGAAGCAUUAUUCUUAAAGCCCAUCAAGAAGCACAAGAACAAUCUUACUGAAAACACAAUCAAUCCACUAUUGGCAGAGGCAUUCCCAGCCAUCUUCCUACAGAAUGAGGCCCUCUUUCCUCGGAACAAGAAUGAGUUUACCCUCGCCGACCUCGACAUGAUCCGGAACCCAGAGAAGAAAGCCGCAUACCUACGACCCGAGGCAAGUUGGCGUCGUAUGCUGAUCCAACAACCUCCCGCAUUCAAGCUCGGAAUCUUCUGCUGGUCGGGGAGUCCCUUCGGUUACGGUAUUGACUACGAGAUGCAGCAACUAAAAGACACCCAACAGUGGCACGAUGGCAUCCGCAUGGAGAUGCUCUUUGAGCCGCUUAUCUUCCACAGCAGUUUGGUUCCGACUUUUAGCCCCGCGUCUAUUUACUGGUGGGGCGAAUGUUCAAGCUCGACUAUACUGCGUCGGUUGCAGGAACUGGGCAUCACAACAGUGCCGGAUAUUAUUCUUUGUGCUUAUGCGAUGGUUUCAUGUACUGAUUCGGACUCGGACUUUGAGAAUGAUGAUCAACAGGUGGUGGACCAGAUCCAAGCUUGGUAUCGAAAUAUGGGGCUACAGCCCAAGGUUCUAGGGGAUGGGUGGGAAAGGACGGUGUAUGAGAAACGUGGGACGUGGGAUUAG
Molecule: messenger RNA, 822 nt
Organism: Aspergillus sclerotioniger CBS 115572
Lineage: Eukaryota; Fungi; Ascomycota; Eurotiomycetes; Eurotiales; Aspergillaceae
Exons: 2
Coding region: 1-822 (273 amino acids)
Molecular function (GO): protein binding
Source: RefSeq, a predicted model, not a curated record